Abrus precatorius (Indian licorice) is the source of this 1167-nucleotide messenger RNA. RefSeq names its product LOB domain-containing protein 36-like. The coding region runs from base 175 to 822 and encodes 215 amino acids. The transcript has 2 exons. The record is from RefSeq and is a predicted model, not a curated record. NCBI's taxonomy places the organism in Eukaryota, Viridiplantae, Streptophyta, Magnoliopsida, Fabales, Fabaceae.
AAAGCCUGAAAUAGCAUAGGCAACAUCCAUGGAACAUUCCAGAUCCCUCUAAUCCAAUUUCAGAUCCCUCACACUCUUCUCUCUUCCCAAAUUACAUAUUAUACAUUACUCCCUCUUUAAUUACAAUAAUAAAUAGUAAACAAUAAUAAUAAUAAUAAACAGUAACAAGUAAUAAUGUCAUCAUCAUCAUCGUCGUCGAAUUCUCCGUGCGCAGCGUGCAAGAUUCAGCGGAGGAAGUGUACUCAGGAAUGCGUGUUCGCGCCGUAUUUUCCGCCGGACAACCCACAAAGGUUUGCAUAUGUCCACAAAGUAUUCGGAGCCAGCAACGUUGCAAAGCUUCUCAACGAGCUGAACGCGGCGCAGCGUGAGGACGCCGUUAAGUCCCUCGCAUACGAGGCAGAAGCGCGUUUGCGGGACCCAGUUUACGGUUGCGUGGGUCUCAUAUCCAUUCUCCAACACAAGCUGAAGCAGAUGCAGAAUGAACUCAACAACGCUAAGAAAGAACUUGCGUCUUAUAUUGGACCCCACGCUGUGAUUCCUCCUCAGCCACCGCGCAAUGCUUCUACUUUCUCGCUCUUUCCGUUCAACGCCACGCCUCCUCCUCAGGAUCUUUUCAGGUUCAACGACGACGGAGCCUCCGCUUCACACGGUGGUUUUAACCACCUCUCUGUGUUUUCGCCUUCCCAUGCCGAUCACUCUUUCCGUCAGACCCAAACGCAUCCUCUUCCUCUUCCGCUUCAUCACCACCACCACUUAAUGUUCUCUCAGAUGCAGCCCAAGCCCGAAAGCGACCAGGGAAGGAACACUGCUCCUUCUUGUUGAUUUUUCACUUUCAAGUUCCGUGUUUUUUCAAAACACCUAUUUUAACCUAGCUUUGUUCUUGUCAAUCGGAGGCAAGUGGGUUUAAAGAAGGAAAGAGAAAGAGGGAGAGAGAGAGAGAGAGAAACUUGCAGAAAGAAAGACAAAAGGAAGAUGGGGUAGAGAGAUGAUGGUAUAUGAGACUGACUAAUCCUGCAUUGUUUUUUGGGUUUGAACUCUUAGAUGAUUUUCAAGGUAGAUGCAUUUUAGAAAGUAGGAUCUGCAUAGAUGUUCGAGAACGAUUUUUCAAGUAUAGCAAUUGGACUUCUUUCAUCUCUUCUUAAACAAAAUGUGAAAUCAGCACUCACC